Molecule: messenger RNA, 1323 nt
Organism: Lachancea sp. 'fantastica'
Lineage: Eukaryota; Fungi; Ascomycota; Saccharomycetes; Saccharomycetales; Saccharomycetaceae
Source: the annotation of a GenBank genome assembly
AUGAGACUUCUGGUGGCGUGUGACGAUAGCGGGAGUAUUAAAGAGGUGCUAUGUAAUCGCAAGACCGAUACUUCGGUGCAAACGGCACCUCAACCUUUCCACAUAGGAACGCAUCUAACCGAAGGUUUGGCCAACAGAGUGGAAAUAAUGCAAAAAGUCUCCGACGACAGUAUACUUGUGGCCAGAGCAAACGGAACGGUCCAGGUUUUGAAACUGGAUCUCGUUUCUCGUCCUGAGGAGAACCAAAACAGUGAGAUAGGACCUAAUUUCGAUAUUUCUGAUCUGAAAGUGGUGUCAUCUGUACAGGGUUUGUUGGAUGACUCUGUCCUGUUGGAAUUGCAUAAAAAGUCCAAAAAAAGGUCCACACCGCGAGAUGGGUUCAUAGCCUUGCAAACGGUACCAGGUGCUUCUGAUAAAGUCGUAUGUGCUUCGAAAUCGGGCCACAUCCACAUUUUGAGCCUGAAAGACAACAAACUUCAUAUUUUCAAAAGCCACGCUGUAAAAGCACCUCUAGAGUUUGUUCAAUUCUACGAUAACCAAAUCGAUGUUGCCAGUAAAAAACGGUUUACAACACUUGCAUAUGGCGGAGAAGAAAACUUAAUAAAGCUGGCGAAGCUAUCGCCAAAUUUUGACAAGCUCGAACAGUUCUGGCAAGCCAAGAAUGUCUCUAAUGACAAACUCGAUCUAAAAGUUCCUAUCUGGCCGAUGCAACUCAAAUUUAUGAAUCCAACUCCAGACGCUGACGUCAACGGGGACGAUUACCAUUUUCUAGCAUUGAACCGUCUUGGACACAUACGUGAAUAUGACACGAAAAGAGGCCGUAAACCAAAAUCAUCACAUCCGCUUUUACCCAAGAAUGAGAUAGCAACAAAUCUUCAGGUUUUGAACACAGAUCUUACCCCACUGGGCAAUAUCAAAUCUGAGAGUUUCGACAACCUAGAAGUGCUUAUCACAGACUCCAAGAGAAAUGUCCUGGCAUGCGACACCUCACCCAGAACUAUAGGAAAAUAUGGAGCUGGGGAAAUAACGGGGGCGACUACGUUCGUGAGUGUUGUUGAGAAAAAAUAUCUUCUACAAUGUGGCCUGGAUAGAUAUGUUAGAAUUUUUGACGUUGAAUCCCGAGCUUUGCUUUGUAAAGUUUAUCUGGGAGCCAAAGCCAGCUCUGUGUUGCUCAUAGAUGACCAGGAAGUGGAAGUACCGCAACCAGAAAGUUCUGAGAAGAAAAGGAAAGUCAAAGACCGAGACGUUGAAGCGGAGGCUCUAGAAGAUGAGGAGAUCUGGACGACUUUAGAAGGAACAGCCAAAAAAACUAGAACUAAUUGA